Salvia miltiorrhiza (redroot sage) is the source of this 1569-nucleotide messenger RNA. RefSeq lists its product as uncharacterized. The transcript is spliced from 4 exons. Lineage: Eukaryota; Viridiplantae; Streptophyta; Magnoliopsida; Lamiales; Lamiaceae. Bases 1 to 1569 code for a protein of 522 amino acids. The record is from RefSeq and is a predicted model, not a curated record.
AUGGACAAAAACGCAGAUCUCUCUUCACUCAUCAAGAGUUUGAUCCAACACUUUGGUUCACCGGAAAGUGUUGCCAAACAUCUCUCUGCUCUUCCACAGAUGGUCGAAACCACCGAAAAACCCUCUUCUUCCCAAGCACCGGCGGAAGUCCCAGGUGAAACCAUUACUCCAGCUCCAUCUCCAAAAGGUUCUCCGAAGAGGAGCACCAAUGAGUUCUCCGUUGGGACUGAUGUUGCUCCUAUCUCUCUGCAAAUGGUGGAGACUCCCAUCAAUCCUGAGCCGAUCUCCACUGUUGCUCCUCUUGAGAUUUUCCAUUCACCAAAAAUGGCGCCUCAAGCUGGUCCUUCUCUUAAGGUUGACGAAGAACUCAAAAAGGGGAAAUCUCUUUUCAAAAACCCUACUGUUCAAGCGGCCCCAGAAAAAUCCACAGUGCCUUCAUCUCUUGCUAGAAUUGGGGAGAUAGCCAAAGAGGCUCUUCUUGAUCUUGCCUCGCAACCUGGAUCAGAUGUUGAUAAAGCCUCUGUUGUUGCUGAAGAAGAAUUUGCAGAUGUUGGCGACAAACCCACAUCCAUGGAUGUUGAUGAAACUGAAAGGAUUCCUGAUGUUGAUCAGGAUGUUGAUCCAGAAGAGAGCACAUAUGUUAUUGAUGUUGAGACCUUUGUCCUUGACAAGAAAAGCGGGAAACGAAAAGUUUGUAUGGCUUCUCUGAGGCGAUCCUCAAGAUCCAAAUCCACACGGGUGAUUCCAUCAACUCUCAACCUUCCUAGUCGAGAAGACAGUGUUGUUGGUCCAACAUCAAAGCCAACAGUGCUCAAGCCAAAGGUUGAACACUCUCCUACCUCGAAGAGCGGGAAGGUUGAGGUUAGUAAGUCGUAUUCUACUCAUUUUUACACUCGUGAAGCAAAUAAUGCGCUUAAAGUGUUGGCUGCUAGGAAGUUUUAUAAUGAUAGACGUGCGGAUAAGGAUUUCUUUUCAAAGUUUAAGCUUGAUGUCCUAUUACAAGAUAGGGGUAUGUGGGGUAAUGUUAUCAAUAUUUUUGGCUAUGAUGCUGAGAUUGUUAGGGAGUUCUAUGUUAAUCUGAUGCCGGAGGCUUUUGAUUCAAAAUCUGUUAAGUAUGGGAAAAUAUUUGUUAGGGGUAAGGUCUUUAAUUUCUCUCCAUCCGUUAUUAACAAAGCAUGCUACACUGCGGAUACUAACACUGCUGAUGUUGAGAUUGAUGAUGAUGAGAUGACUAGGGAGUUAACUGGAGGAAAGCUUAAGUCUACAGGAGGUAGUAUGCUUCUAUUUCCCAGCUUCAUCUACAAUCUCUUGGUUAAGAAAGGACUCGAGGAGAGAGAGGAAGUUGUGCUUGUUGAAGAGAAGAACUUGCUCGAGUUUUCCAAAACCCUUCUCACUCCUGAUCGUAUCAAAGAUCUCCCUUACGAGCCUCCUCGUACUGGUCCUCACUACUCUCCUCAGCCUGAUGAUAAAGCUGGCUCUGCUGAAGCUGAGAUCGACAAGUAUGGUGAAGCCGAAGAUGUUGAUUACACAACUGGUCCAGAUGUUGACCUUGAUGUUGCUAACAUCUGA